This is a messenger RNA of Penicillium salamii, 498 nucleotides long. The record is from the annotation of a GenBank genome assembly. Lineage: Eukaryota; Fungi; Ascomycota; Eurotiomycetes; Eurotiales; Aspergillaceae.
AUGGCGGGGUCCUCUCCCGACCGCCACAACAGAACCCCACUACUUUCUCUCUUCUCUCUCUCCUCUUCUCUCAGCUCUCUUCUCUGUAUAUUCAACUUUUCAGCCAUGGGUGACCACGCAGCAAUCUGGCAAAGCUAUGUCGACUCCAGCCUGAUGGGCUCAGGCCAAUUCGACAAGGCCGGUAUCCUUGCAGUCGACUUCUCCGGUCUCAGCGCCGCCUCAGCCGGCUUUGCCCUCUCCCAAGAAGAGAUCAACUCCCUCAUCUCUGCUUACACCUCCUCCGAUAACGCCUUCGCCAACGGUUUCUCCAUCGCCGGCGAGAAGUUCGUCACUAUCAAGGCCGAUGAGCGCAGUCUAUACGGCAAGAAGGGUAAGGAGGGUGUCAUUGUGGCUCGCGCUUCCUCUUGCACUAUCAUCGCCCACCACGGCGAGGGUGUCCAGACCACCAACGCCGCCACUGUCGUUGAGAACCUCGUUGACUACCUCAACAAGGCCUAA